Messenger RNA from Torulaspora delbrueckii, 1005 nucleotides. RefSeq names its product mitochondrial 37S ribosomal protein mS46 RSM28 (gene RSM28). Bases 1 to 1005 code for a protein of 334 amino acids. Lineage: Eukaryota; Fungi; Ascomycota; Saccharomycetes; Saccharomycetales; Saccharomycetaceae. The transcript has a single exon. The record is from RefSeq and is a predicted model, not a curated record.
AUGAUUCUUGGUCGUGUCCAUAGAGCUUAUUACAGCACUGGUGUAACCCAGGAUUUUUUGCAAAGUAUUUUGGCCAGAGCACAGGAAGCAACUGCGAAGAAAUCUGCUCCUCCAAAACCCAAACGAGUCAACGAAAGAAAAUUUGCCAAAGGUUCCAAUGGACCAAAUCGUCGCCGUAAUGAUCAACAAAAGGUUUCUGGCAAUGUAAAUCCAAGAGUCAAGCCAACUUUUAACCACAGCAUUGUUAACAGGCAGCCUCAAUUUGAGAGAAAGAAUGCUGCAAACGCCAAGACUGCGGUAGCUGGGGAAGAACUGAUUGACGCCUUUGAAGCUACUAGCGAUUCUGCCAAGACGCAGUCUAGAAAUGGAAAGCAACUAAUAAGAAGGAAACCAGUGAGAAGUAGAGAAGCUGCUGGGUUAGCCAAAAAAACAAGAAAUAACGCAGAUAAAGGGCCUCUUACACCACCAGUGAAACCUCGCUAUGUCCAAGAGGCAUAUGUUCCGCAGGAUCCAACAGUCACUUCCCUACUUAAAUUUUUCCCGGGUCUCCCAAACACGCCCACAUCCAGGUUGAUCAAUUACUCUCUCGAUUUGAUGCGUUCUGCAGAUUUCCCACUAUACAGACGCGCAAAUUACGGUUACGUGGAGAAUCCGCAAGACGUUCCUAAGAGUAUGACUUACAGUCUAAGGACGCCAUAUUUCGGCCAGUAUACGGGAUCCGUUCCUUUGACUUUUGAAAAAGAGAGAUUAUACAAAAACCUGACAGUAGAGGCUGAUCCAGCAAAGUUCGAUUCCGUUGUUCUGGGCAACUACCUAAAAUUGAAGCCUGCACAAAAAGAUGACUUUAAGUCCAUGGCUAAACAGGACGAAAAGAGAGAAGAAUUGGCUAUGAAUGGUAAUGUUGUUAGAAGAAGCCUGCAAGGUGUUGAUAUUGAUACUGAUAGAAAGCAAUCAGUUUAUCAAGUGUGCUCUGGUUUGAAACCAAUCGCUGAGUUAACGCGUUGA